This is a messenger RNA of Achroia grisella, 1394 nucleotides long. RefSeq names its product CUE domain-containing protein 1. Gene Ontology annotation, molecular function: ubiquitin binding. The transcript is spliced from 3 exons. NCBI's taxonomy places the organism in Eukaryota, Metazoa, Arthropoda, Insecta, Lepidoptera, Pyralidae. The coding region runs from base 341 to 1084 and encodes 247 amino acids. The record is from RefSeq and is a predicted model, not a curated record.
GACACGCGCACUGGUUCCUGCAUUCUCUAUUUAUAUCGACGACAUUCCCCUUGCCCGCAGCCCCGCACAUGCGCUAUGCACAUCUGACAAUACCAACAGUGAAAAGUGUACAUCAUGGUUUCGCUGUCUACAACGUUUCAGUUAGUACUAUUAGAGGAAGUACUACGCUAAUUAGUGGCUAGGACACUUUGUGGCCGGCGGCGUUUAGUGCGUCGCAGAAUGGCCGAUGUCUGCAUAUCGACGCUAUUCGACAUUGCAGUAAUUUUGCGUCACAUAUCAUCUGUGUCGCCGGCUUCAGUAGCGCGAUCGUGACGCCGCAGAUUACAGUUCUGGUGGUACGAUGGCGUCUACAAUGCAGCUCGAGUUCACACAGGCGAUGACCGACUUCAAAACAAUGUUCCCGGAUAUGGAUGACGAUGUGAUCGAGGCGGUACUUCGCGCAAAUCAAGGCGCGGUGGACGCUACCAUCGAUCAGCUGCUCGCUAUGAGCACAGACAAUCAAAAUGAGCGUUUACGUCUUGAAAUGGAGAAAAUAGAGAGUUGUACACCUACACGUCGCAAAGACCGACGGACGAACUCUAAGGCCGAAAGUGGCGAAGACAGUGAUACUACGGCGCUUGUAGACGUUGAGGAUGACUCGAUUCCUCUUGCGAUACGAAAAAAAUGGGUGCCGUAUAUGCUAGGCCCACUACCUCCCAUGUUUCUCCGAAUUCCUCCAUGCACGGACGCAAGAAUAGAUCUCAGUCUGGAGAUGGAUGACGACCGUAUAGCCACAUUCUUACAAAACGAAGAAUUUAUGGCCGAACUUAGGUGGAAUCAAGAGUUUAUGGCAGCGUUAGACAGUGAACAGGGACAAAAGACAAAGGGCCACGAUGAUGAAGCUAUUUUCAAGGAAAGACUAAAAAAUAUGGGAAAAAUGUCACGCAAGAAAUUCGCACAGUUGUCACGUAUGUUUUCACGAGGGGGUUUACGGAAGUCCAGCAAUGUACGAGCACCACCACGAGGUCCGCCAGACAGCUUACUGUUACAGGAAGAGCACAGUGAUGAUGACGAUCGACCCCAACAUCGAAGUAACAAAAUAUAACCAACAUUCUUAUACGCAUUUGGUCUUAUCGAAAUUAGACAAAGUCUAAUAGAUAAUGAAGCUGUUAAUUCUAUGCGAUGUUAUCUUACCAGCCUGUUAUAAGUAGGCAUAAAUUACGCUGCUAUUCAUAUUAAUGCCUAUGGAUAAUUUAUGAAGCGAGUUCGUUGAAUAUUUGGAACCGUGUUACAAAAUAAUAAAAUAAGAGGAUUUUUAAAGUAAAAGUACGGAUUCUCACUUCUUCACCGUAGGUACUUACUAGAAACUAAUAAUAUUAAUAAUAAUAUUGAUAAAAAAUCUGAUAUAAUAGAAC